Messenger RNA from Effrenium voratum, 1005 nucleotides. NCBI's taxonomy places the organism in Eukaryota, Dinophyceae, Suessiales, Symbiodiniaceae. The record is from the annotation of a GenBank genome assembly.
AUGCCCAGUGUUCUACCGGGGGGAACUGAACAAAUCUACAUUAAGAAACCAUGUUGGACCUUCCUGGUCAGAUUCGUGCAAAGGCAAUUGCCAGCGCUCCAACCAUCGCCACAUGGGCGAACCGAGGAGGCGUCCGCCAACGACGCAGAGGCGGAGUCCGUGCUUCAUGGCUUCUGCAGCCUCGCGGCGGAGUUGAAGGCUGCCGAUCUGCUGGCAAGCGUCCUGGACCAGGAUGAGGCAAGCGCCAAGUUGGUGCUAAGGUUCUUGGCUGCGCAGACCCACGAGGUGGGCACCAACACGGCUUGCAAAACUCUGGAGACGAUUUUGCAGGUUCCGAGUUGGAAAGCACAGUUCGGGGAGGGCUUGCAGAAUGCUAUCUCCAAUGAAUGCCGGUUUCAGCUGUCCAAGGAAGGCGUUCUGUUUCCGGAGAGGCGUAGCCAGUCUUUUAUCAAUACAAACCACCAAGAAACCACCCAGGGCGUGUUGAAGCAAGAGCUUCAUGAGACUGCUCAGCAGCUUGCAGAGCGGGGUGCGCGCAUUGUCCUAUUGGGAGAUCGCGGCACGGGCAAGUCUAGCCUAUGCAAUGCCGCAUUUGGACGGCAGCUGGCGCAGACGGGCGCAGGCCGAUCGGUCACUCAGCAGAUCACUUUGUACAGAGCAACUGAGUCCUGUCCCGUGAAUCUCUACGAUACGAAGGGCUUCGAGACUGACGGAGCUGACGGAGUUCUUAAGCAACUGAAGAAGCUAGUUGAAGAGCGAAGACGUGCAAGCGAGAGUCACAACGUCGAAAGCCCUGCAAGGGUUUCAGAGCUCCUGCACCUGGUUUGGUGGGUCGUGGAUGUUAUCAGCGGUGGUAGGUUCAACCCCAGGCACAUGCAGAAGGUUUGCUCGCUCCUUCACAAGAACGGCAUCCCAGUGAUCAUUGUUCUCAAUAAGUGCGAUGUCGCAGAGGAUUUUGUUCGAGGAGUGGAAGCUGCUCAGCUGCUCAAAGCCGGCCUUCUUUGA